Boleophthalmus pectinirostris (great blue-spotted mudskipper) is the source of this 2162-nucleotide messenger RNA. It is a transcript of the gene pigs, whose product is annotated as phosphatidylinositol glycan anchor biosynthesis, class S. Gene Ontology annotation, cellular component: GPI-anchor transamidase complex. Lineage: Eukaryota; Metazoa; Chordata; Actinopteri; Gobiiformes; Gobiidae. The transcript has 12 exons. The record is from RefSeq and is a predicted model, not a curated record. Gene Ontology annotation, biological process: attachment of GPI anchor to protein. The coding region runs from base 28 to 1716 and encodes 562 amino acids.
GCAUGGCACCGAUUCAUUCAGUCGGCAAUGGCUACUACGGAAGUGGAGCGAAGGCGGGGCCAGCUUGCUGCUCUGUCCAUAGCAGCAGUGGUCAUCAUUGUUGGAGUCCCUCUAUGGUGGAGAACUACUGAAACCUACCGUGCCUGGCUACCUGUCAGCCAAAUACAGGAGCUUGCUGAUCUGCAGCUUCAGUUAAGUGCUGAUGUGGAGGUUGUAUUUGCACGAGGUACAGUCUCUCCAGAGCAACAGAAAAAGAUCCCACUGACGCUGACAAAGGAUGAAGAGCACAUAAUCGAUGAAAGCACAUCUCUGAGGUAUAGGUAUGAGACCCGCUACCGCACAGCCACCAUCAUGGAGGAAGAUGCUUUGAACCAGCCUACAGCUGCAGAAGCUGAUCUCUCACUGCACACACUUAGUGAAAGUCCAUGUGGCUCUUUAGUAGUUUACAUCAUCCCAGAUUCAUCACUCUUGCUUCCAGAGAAAAUAGAUGUUUACAUUGGCAAACGUCGAACAGCUGUGCUGCGUGUUCGUGCUCAGGUGAAAGUCGGAAAAACACUGGAGCAGUUGCUGACUCAUUUGGAGCCUCAGAUCCAACAGGUGCUGCAGGUGAUGUCUUUCAGUCACGCUGAUAUCACUGCUGCCCUUAGCGACCGUGUCCGACUCAGCCCGGGCAGCAAAGAAAGCAUUGCAGACAGUAUGAGAACCUUCAAAUCAAGCCCUGGUUAUGAGAUCACAUUCAAUCUGUUAAACCCAGACCCAAAAUCACACAGGCUUCAUUGGGACAUUGAGGGUGCUGUGGAAAGCUACAUUCAACCUUUACUUUCAAAACUUGCUCCAGUGGCCAACUUUAGUAUUGAUUCUCAGACCUUACACUAUGCCAUGCUUGGUGUCAACCCUCGUUUUGACAGCAGCCAUAAUGCCUACACACUCAAUGCGGAUAGUCUUGCUCAUGUUAUAAACCCUGUUGAAGCUAGACUUGGUUCCAAUGCAGCCUCCUCCAACCCAGUGCUUAAUUUUUUGUUAUAUGUUCCCGAUGCCAAUCAUUCACCUCUCUUCAUUCACAAUCACAACAAACAAGAAGUACCUUCAAAUGCAUUUCAUUCACCUCGCUGGGGUGGAAUUAUGGUUUAUAAUGUCAAUGAUUUUUAUGGGCCAGAUGUUUCUUUCCCUGUUGACAUUAACAUCAACAUGGCGAAUGUCAUGGGAGUAUUCCUUGCACAACUUCGCCUCUUGUUAGGAGUGCAGUCUUCUCCCCCUCCCUCUGGUUUUCUGGUGGCACCCUGCAAUAGUUUUGGACUGGCUGACUGGGAGCUGGACCGCCUUAUGUGGAGCAGAACUGUGGAAAAUGUUGCAACUGCAACUACGACAAUCACCUCUUUGGCACAAUUGUUGGAUCAGAUAGGCAACAUUGUUAUCAACGACAAUAUUGCCAAAGAGGUGUCCAGUGCUGUUACAGCUCUGCAGUUGGCCAUAGCAGAGUUGGAAGCUGGGAACCUCGGCUUUGCACUGCAAUACAGCAAAGAGGCAAUCUUAGCUUCUGAAAAAGCAUUUUUUGAUCAAUCAUUGCUCCACCUCCUAUACUUUCCUGAUGAUCAGAAGUUCGCCAUUUACAUCCCUUUGUUUUUGCCCAUGUGUGUGCCAAUCUUUCUAUCACUGCUAAAAAUAUUAUCAGAAGUUAGACAAAGACGGAAGCAGAAGCAAGCCAAAAAGGACUAAAACAUGAGCAAUGUGUAAACAUGAAAUAUUUAGUCCACUUAGAAUUAUAGGGUUCUAUCUGACUUUGUCAAAAUUGACUUAUUCAUAUAUUCUUGUAUUUGAACAUGUUCAAUUUAGUUUAACAUUUAUUCAGUGCAUGUUUUAAACAUAUAUUGGCAAAGACAUACUUUGUGCUCUAUGGUCAAGGUGACCUAAUCUACCCAGAAUGCAGAUAAGAACCAUAGACUAUAUACAUUUACAUAAAUAUAUAAACUUUGUACAGUCCAUGGAUAGAACCCUAUGAUUCCAAGGGGACAGUUUAAAUUUGGACUGUAAAUAGUGAAGGUAUAAAUCAUUGUAUUGAGUGACACACAAUACCCUUUGUCACUUGUAAUUUUAUUUGUGUGUGUGUUUGUUUGUUUUUUAUUAGUCGGUGUUAAUUUAUUGAAUAAAGUUCUUUUCUCUUU